Molecule: messenger RNA, 1045 nt
Organism: Ornithodoros turicata
Lineage: Eukaryota; Metazoa; Arthropoda; Arachnida; Ixodida; Argasidae
Gene: l(3)73Ah
Product: polycomb group RING finger protein 3-like
Exons: 7
Coding region: 280-978 (232 amino acids)
Biological process (GO): regulation of transcription by RNA polymerase II
Cellular component (GO): PRC1 complex
Source: RefSeq, a predicted model, not a curated record
GCGAGGUACGUAAUGACGUAAUCGGCGGCAUAUAAGCCGUCUAAACCGUAAUAAAGCAUCGCCGUGAGGUACUCAAAUUUUUAUUAUUGAAUGACGCUCGUUUGUAAAUAUUUCGCACCACGUUUGGCACGAAUCCCACCUCGCAAUAAUUUUAAGCGUCGUGUUGACCCUGGUUACGCUGUUUGACGAAGGUGCAUAUAUUGUCGCGCUGAAACGUGGGUCAUUUAAAACUAUCAUCCGCAUGAGCCUAGCUUACCGCGUGGAUUGUGAUUAUCUGACAUGCGUCGUUCAGCUGUCGGCACAACGAUGGAACGGCGGAUUCGGCUGAAAACCCUCAACAACCAUAUCGUCUGCAAGAUCUGUAAGGGGUACCUCAUUGAUGCUACAACAGUUACAGAGUGCCUCCACACAUUUUGCAAGAGUUGUCUCGUGAAGCAUUUGGAGGACAACAACACGUGCCCCACCUGCGAAAUAGUGAUUCAUCAGAGCUACCCUCUGCAAUACAUCAGUUACGACAGAACCAUGCAAGACAUCGUCUAUAAGCUAGUGCCAAACUUGCAAUACAAUGAACUCAAGCGAGAAAGAGAAUUUUACCGGCGGAAAGGCCUGCCCUGUCCCAAGGCGCCGGGAAUGUUAAUGGAGAAAGAAUCCUCCAAGGCCUCCUCUUCGAAAGAGGAUGAGUCUGACUGUCACAGGUCGGACGAGCAAGUGAACAUUCUCCUCGAGUCUGACAGCUCCCAACUAAAGCCCAUGCGACGCAAGUUUAUCCGCUGCUCCUCCCAGGCCACUAUCACUCACCUCAAGAAAUUCAUCGCCAAGAAACUCUUGAACAAUCUGGAGCGGUACAAAGAAGUGGAGAUCCUUUGCAACCAGGAAAUCCUUGGCAAGGACCACACCCUCAAGUUUGUGUACGUUACUCGAUGGAGGUUCAAGGAUCCCCCACUGAAGCUGUAUUACCGGCCAAAGAUGGAAUUGUAACUUAUUUAUCUCUGUGUACAUAGCGUGUAAAUAGAUCCAUUGUUGAAAAUAAAUGAAUGUGCCUUUA